Molecule: messenger RNA, 585 nt
Organism: Bombina bombina (fire-bellied toad)
Lineage: Eukaryota; Metazoa; Chordata; Amphibia; Anura; Bombinatoridae
Gene: FAM32A
Product: family with sequence similarity 32 member A
Exons: 4
Coding region: 61-399 (112 amino acids)
Cellular component (GO): nucleolus
Source: RefSeq, a predicted model, not a curated record
CUUUAGCAAAGAGGACGCUUGCGCAGAGACUUCCAGCUGUUUGUUUUGUUGGGUUCCAAGAUGUCGGAGUACGAGACGGUUCAGAAAGGAACCUUGAAAUUGAAGGGCAGUGCGGACCUGGGACUGGGGAAGAAAAAGAAGAAAAAAGACAAAGAGAAAGAUAAAAUGAUGCAACAAAUUAUGACCAGCACGAAAAAUGAAGAGGAGAAAAAGAAGCCAGGAUUGGACAAAAGGACCCCUGCACAACUAGCUUUUGAAAAGAUGCAGGAAAAGAGACAAAUGGAACGAAUUCUGAAGAAAGCUACCAAAACUCACAAGCAAAGGGUGGAGGAUUUUAAUCGGCAUUUGGAUACGCUCACUGAACAUUAUGACAUACCUAAAGUCAGCUGGACAAAAUAACGACAUUUUAUUUAUAUGGAUAUGAUUUUCAAGUACUUUUUUUUUUUUUUUUUUUUUUUUUUUUUUUUUUUUUUUUCCCCCGCUAGACAAUAUCACACAUGUUAAUCUUGCUCAAAUAGUGUUUUAUAAUUUGUUACAACAUUAGUUUUGGGGUCAUUAUGUAAAUAAAGUGGAUUUUGUAAAGAA